Molecule: messenger RNA, 4238 nt
Organism: Danio rerio (zebrafish)
Lineage: Eukaryota; Metazoa; Chordata; Actinopteri; Cypriniformes; Danionidae
Source: RefSeq, a predicted model, not a curated record
GGAACGUCAUCGGGAAUCUGGUGACUGAAGAUUACGUGGUGAAGUUAGUUAGCCAGUUGCUAACCCCGACAGAAACAGCACCACAGAUGUAACACCUGGAAUUAUACACAUCUGCGUUAAAUGUCAGUUUCCAUUACGAUGAACAUCACUUCCGCGAGGGUUUAUGGAGUUUUUACGAGUGAAGGCAGCAGAGAGUAACACCAGGAUGAAAACUGCAUGUGCCGGGGUGGAUAUAACAAGUUCUGCAUUACGAGGACCCUAAAAAGUGUCUCUGACAUUCGGAAAGGCAUCUAAAACAGUGCUUAGACUUGGACUACAUCUACACCUACAGAGAUGUUUGCAAAGUUGAAGAAGAAGCUGGCAGAGGAGGCCGCCACUGCCCCUCGAUCAGGACGUAUCCCUCGCUCCAUGAGCAAAGAGUCCAUCACUUCUGUGGGCGCAGAUUCUGGAGACGAUUUUGCAUCUGAUGGCAGCAGCUCCAGAGAUGACUUUUCUUCUCAGAUCCAGCGCAGAAAUGACCAGAUACGAAAGCUGGAGGCCAAGCUCUCAGACUACGCUGAGCAGCUUCGGCUAAUGCAGAAGACCAAGGAGAAGCUUGAGAUUGCAUUAGAGAAGUAUCAGGAUUCAUCCAUGCGCAAACUUCAAGACCAGAACGAAUCUUUCCAGACAAACAGAGCCAAGAUGGCAGAAGCCAUGUCCUUAGCAUUAGAAAAAAAAGACCAGGAGUGGAUGGAAAAACUAGCUUCACUGGAGCAGGAGAAGUUGUCUUUGACUUCUCGGCUAGACGAAAUGACAGAGCAGAGUUUAAGUCUGUUCCAGAAGAGAGACGACCUGGAUGAGCUAGAGGGCUUUCAGCAGCAGGAACUGGCUAAAGUCAAACACAUGCUGCUGAGGCGAGAGGAACAGCUUAAUCAGCGGGAGAAAGAGCUGAAACUGAGAGGAGAAGAGCUGAACACAGCCAGACUGACCCUGGGCAAAACGCAAGACAAGCUGUAUGAGCUGGGAGAAGAACACGAGGAGAUAUGCAGGACCAACUCACAGCUACAGGCCCAAAGGGAUGAGUUGUUGAGUGAGAAAGAGGAGGCAGAGCGGAGAGUUGUGGAUUUGGAGAGGAGAGAGCAGGAGUUGCAGCAGCUGAUCCAGCAGGUGUCAGAGGAUUUCCAGAAGGCACAAAGCAAUGCAGAAGCACUAGAGAGAUCAAUGGAGCAUCUCCAGUCUGAACACAAUAAGCUGAAGCUACAGCACGAACAGCACAAGAACAAGGUUGCGGUGACGGAAGAGGAGCGAGAGCGUAUACUGUCUGAUCUGCAGGAGAAAGCCGCCUCUUUAGAAAGGAGACUAGAAGCAAACUUCUCUCAGGAUGAACACUUACAGGAACUGCUCAAAGAGAAGUCUUCCUUGGAGCAAAGGUUAGAGGAGGCCAGAGGAGAGUUACUGCAGGAGAAAACCAGUCACACUACAGCAGUCAGUUCACUGGAGGCACAGGUCUCUCGGCAGAAUGCAAGCAUAACAGAUCUGCAGACUCUGGUCAAACACAAAGACGACUCGUCCAAAGCUUACAGAGAAAGAACAGAUGCACAGAUAUCAGAUCUGGAGCAGAGACUGGCGGACUGCGCUGAGAAGAUGAAGAGUCUACAACAGCAACUCAAAGACAGCCAAAUGCACACAGACAAACUGCAGGUGGAGUGGUCAGAGGAGCGAGAGCGGCUACAGCAGCAGGUGUCCACACAAAGACAGAGAGGCCUGGAGAAAACAGCCAGACUGGAGGAAGAGCUGCUUGCACUACAGAGAGACAGAGAAACGGAGGCCAACAAAUAUCAGGACAACCUGCGGUUACUGGAGGAGGAAAAAAACUCCCUUUUGAGGAGCAAAGCGGAGACUGAUAGCACUGUAGAGAGUCUGACGGCAGAACUGGAGCAGUCUAGAGCGGAGAUGAGCAGCAGACAGACAGUCAGUGUUGAAAUUGCCAAAGCUUUGGAGGAAACCAGAAAACAGAGGGAAGAACUCCAGCAACAGGUCAGCAAAAUGACAGAGUCUCUUGUAAAGGCAGAACAGGAAGUGAGUCGCCUUUCUCAGGAUUUAGGGGUGAAGGAAGGGGAAGUGAACGUGUUGAAGGAAGAGCUGCAGGCGGCCCGUAGCAGUCUGUCUUCUCUGCAGGCUGAGUGUGAGUCUCGUCGUUUGGAGGCUGAAGAGAAAGAGCGCGAACACAACUCUCAGCUGACGUCACUGGAGCAGGAAGUCCUCAGACAAACACAGCAACUCUCCUCUUACCAGUCCCGGGUGUCUGAUCUGGAGAGUGAGGUGUUGAGUUUAACAGCACAUUCACAUGCAGAUGAGUGUGAAGGUGAGCAGAAUGGGACAGUUACUGUAAGUGAUCUCGACCAGUUACAAAAGGUCAAUAAAGACCUGGAGCAACAACUGGCUGAAAAAAACAAGACAAUAAAGCAGCUACAGCAGAGGCUUGCAGAACUGAAAAGGACACUACAGAAAGAACUGAAGCUGAAACCAGAUCCUGACUCUGAGAUGAAGGAAAGACUUCAGGAUGGGAGACAGGAGAGAUCUGCAGAAAAGACCGUCUUGGAGACACCGAUGCCCACCGCAGCUCCAAGCCCAGCUCCAGGACUCAAUCAAACCCCAGGCCCAAUUACCCCCAACACCACCGUCACCAACAGUUCAGACAUCACAGACACCAGAGAAAUCAACUUCGAGUACCUCAAACACGUGGUGCUGAAGUUCAUGUCAUCCAGAGAGGCAGAGGCUUUCCAGCUCAUCAGAGCCGUUUCUGUGCUCCUGCAUUUCUCAAAAGAAGAGGAGGACAUGCUCAAACAGACACUGGAGUACAAGAUGUCGUGGUUUGGUUCCAAGCCCUCACCCAAAGGUAUCAUACGACCUUCCAUCUCAGGAACAUCAAGCUGGAGCUGAGAAACCCAAAACGGCACAUCUCUGAGACCAGGUGAAAGAGGGAACAGUAAAUGAUCUCAGUAGAAAAGGGAACAAUUGCUGACUCGGCAGUUUCAGUCUCUGCCUCAACAGUUGCUAUGUAGCUCACGCCCUUUAAAAGAACGGGACACACAAACAACUCUGCGUUUUUUCGCUAAAAUAUUGCAGGGACUUGAAAACCAAGGCUUUAUGAACAUCGUCUUUUUGUGACUUGGGGAGUUUCGUCGUCUAAUGAAAUGAACUCAAGUUUCAUCUGCUUAAAAAAACAAAACAAAAACAAAAAACAAUCAUCGCUUUUUCCAACAUCCUGUAUUGACUCGAUUAUUUUAACUCUGUGAAAUCAAGGCUGGGCCAAUCAUGAAGAGAAUGAUCCUCCAAAACGUCAGUGAAAAUCAGGAAUGGGUGUCAUGAAACAUUACUUUAAAUCUCGUUUUUAUGUGUAAAUUACAAAUCCAUACAUUCCAUACAAGUAUUUAUAUUUGGGAAUACUGUAUAUAAGUGAUGAUGAGAGGGAUUAUAAAUCGGUGGAGACCUAAAAUACGUUUUUGUCAUCCUACACAGUCAUUACUCUCAAAUCUGUGUGUGUAUGUGUGUGAGAUUCUUCACUGUGGGCUUGAAACUGUAAUAUAGAGGCAUAUAUGCACAGAUUGAGGAAACGAGCAUGCAUGCCUUAUACUGAAUGCUUUGAUUGUACUUUGGUUUUGAGUGUAUACUGAAGCAUUUGAGUACACUUGAAGCCUUAAAAUACUGUCAGCUGCAUUUAUUUCUCCGAGAAUAAGUCGAUAAAAUCCUGCGGAAGGGAAAAAGUCAGUGUUUUGCUGUCAGGACUGUGUCAUUUUGUGUGUUUUAACACUUCAGCAGCACUAAGGUUUAAACAUCGAAUGAAAACUUCUGGUGAAAAUAGCUGAAUUGAGCCUCUACGGGACAAAAACCAUGUUUCCUGUUUUUAGAAAAAAAAAGAAACCCAAAGAAUUUCUGUUUUAUGUAUGGACUGAUGAAAUUCCGAAGCUAACCGUGCUGUAAAUGAAGGUUCUCUGGAGUCCUAUUGGAGAAUGCUGAUAAACGCCCUGUGUAUGAACAUUGUAGGAAUAAUAUUUUUAUUUAAACAUCCAAAAAAUGCACUUUUUUUAUUUACAACUGUAUUCAUAUUUCGUUUGUUAUGAUACUGUAGCCAUCAUCACAGUAUCCCAUUGCCUCUGUUUUCAGCAAAAUACCACUACAAUCCUUACUUUGGUUUCAGUUCAUGGUUUGUCAGGAGCAUCAAAACUUGAUUAAAAAAUUAAAAUCUUUCUUAGUGA